Molecule: messenger RNA, 1635 nt
Organism: Penicillium chermesinum
Lineage: Eukaryota; Fungi; Ascomycota; Eurotiomycetes; Eurotiales; Aspergillaceae
Product: unc-93 family MFS transporter
Exons: 2
Coding region: 1-1635 (544 amino acids)
Biological process (GO): transmembrane transport
Molecular function (GO): transmembrane transporter activity
Source: RefSeq, a predicted model, not a curated record
AUGGUGUCCCCCGAGUCGGAGCACCGGACUCCAGAGACCACGGUGACGCCGAAACAGUCCAGCCAGCCCAUCCAGCCCAUCCAGCCCAUGAGCAUCCAAGAUGCCGAGACCGAGACCGACGAUGCUGUGAUCGGCAAGCCGUGGAUGUACAAGCCGAUUGUGCGGAUUGGCCGCUGGGAGGCCCCUUGGUUUGCCUCGCCCGAGAUGCAGCUAGUCCUCGUCUCCUUUGUCUGUUUCCUGUGCCCCGGCAUGUACAAUGCCGUGAGUGGAUUGGGAGGUGGCGGGCAGAUCAACCCUAUCGACGUGAACAAUUCCCAGACGGCGCUGUAUAGUACUUUCGCCGUGGUCGGGUUCUUCGCCGGCUCGAUUGCCAACCGCAUUGGUCUGCGCCUGACCCUCUCGUUGGGUGGAUUCGGCUACUUCCUCUAUGUUGCAUCUCUGCUCUCCUACAAUAUCAACCAGAAUGCGGGCUUCUUGAUCUUCGCCGGAGCUCUCCUGGGGGUUUGCUCGGGUCUGCUCUGGUGCGCCCAGGGCGCCGUGAUGAUGAGUUACCCCCACGAGCAUGAAAAGGGCAAGUACAUUGCCAUUUUCUGGGUGAUCUUCAACCUGGGGGGGGGGGUCAUUGGGAGUCUGGUGCCCCUGGGCCAGAACAUGCAUAGCACGGCGGGGAACGUGAACAAUGGCACCUAUAUCGCGUUCCUGGUUUUAAUGGCGUUAGGGUUUGUCCUGUGCUGGGGCCUUGUGGACUCCAAGUACAUCAAGCGGGGCGACGGGUCACGAGUCAUUGCGAUCAAGAACCCUACCUGGAAGUCCGAGUUCUUGGGUCUUUGGGAGACCUUGCGCACCGACUACUACAUUAUCUUGAUGUUCCCCAUGUUCCUGGCCAGUAACUGGUUCUACGGCUACCACUUCAACGCAGUCAACUUGGCCUACUUCACCGUCCGGACUCGCGCCCUGAAUAGUCUGCUAUACUGGCUGAUGCAGAUGGUGGGGGCAUUUGUCUUUGGGCAACUUCUGGAUUUGCCUUGCCUUUCGCGUCCCGCACGCGCUAAGCUCAACUUUGGCGUCUUGGUGGCCAUCACCCUGGGUAUCUGGGGUGGCGGCUACGUUUUCCAAAGACAGUAUACCCGAGAGACUGCAAGGGGCGACAAGGAUUUUACGGAUAGUGGCUACGUGGGGCCUAUGUUCCUCUACAUGUUCUAUGGCUUCUACGACGCUGCCUUCCAAACCUGCACUUAUUGGUACAUGGGCUCCCUCUCCAACAACAGCCGAAAGCUGGCCAAUUUUGCCGGGUUCUAUAAGGGAAUCCAAUCUGCCGGUGCAGCUGGCAUGUGGCGGUACGUACCAUCAUUUCGUCUCAUCCUCGUAGUCAUCGCUGACCAUGUCCUUUUCUGCAGGUUGGACGCCCAGAAAACGCCGUACAUGACCGAAUUUGCCUCUUGCUGGGGUAUGCUCUUAGGAAGCAUGCUCAUCGCCUCGCCAAUUGUAUUUUUCAAAGUCAAGGACAGCACUGCCGUUGAAGACGAUCUAGCUUUCUCUGAUGAGACUACUGCCGACGUACUGGGAGAGACCAUUGAAGGUCCCCACGAGUACGAAAAGCCGGAGUCGCAUGAAGAUGCCUCUUCCAAGGCUUGA